Pleuronectes platessa (European plaice) is the source of this 1674-nucleotide messenger RNA. Its product is annotated as olfactory receptor 1509-like. The transcript is spliced from 6 exons. Gene Ontology annotation, biological process: G protein-coupled receptor signaling pathway. The record is from RefSeq and is a predicted model, not a curated record. Lineage: Eukaryota; Metazoa; Chordata; Actinopteri; Pleuronectiformes; Pleuronectidae. Gene Ontology annotation, cellular component: membrane. Bases 43 to 1674 code for a protein of 543 amino acids. Gene Ontology annotation, molecular function: G protein-coupled receptor activity; olfactory receptor activity.
GAGCUUGUGUUGCUUCAGUUUUUUACACUGAAAACGAAAACAAUGCUGAAUUCAACGUCAUCAACUUCAUCCUACUUUGUUCUUGAGGCUUAUUUACAAGUGGGAACUUUGAGAUACUUGUUCUUCAUGUUGACUGCAGUGAUUUACGUGUUCAUCCUGAUUUCCAACACGUCUCUGAUUGUAGUUAUCUGUAUUAACAGAAGUCUCCAUGAACCUAUGUACGUGUUCCUGUGCAGCCUGUUUGUAAAUGAACUGUAUGGUAGCACAGGGCUGUUUCCUCUCCUCCUGCUCCAGAUCCUCUCAGACGUUCACACUGUUUCUCGUCCUCUUUGUUUCCUGCAGAUCUUCUGUUUGUACACGUAUGUGAAUGUGGAGUUUUGUAAUUUAGCCGUGAUGUCGUACGACAGAUAUCUGGCCAUUUGUUGUCCUCUGCAGUACAACACACGUAUGACGGUGAACAAAGCAGUCACCUUCAUUAUUGUGCUCUGGUUUUACUCUUUUGUUAAGUUUCUGGUUACGCUAUCGUUGAACAUCCGUUUGCCUCUUUGUGGAAACGUCUUGGACAGUUUGUAUUGUCAUAACUUCCUUGUGGUGAAGUUAGCGUGUUCCGACACCACAGUGAACAACAUCUACGGACUGUUCAUUGUUUUUAUAACCGUCUUAGUUCCUCUGCUUCCGAUCCUGUUCUCCUACAGGAAGAUUCUCAAAGUUUGUUUCUCUAGUUCCAAACAGACGAGACAGAAAGCCGUCAGUACCUGCACCCCCCACCUGGUGUCGCUGCUCAACUUCUCUUUCGGCUGUUUGUUUGAGAUCCUGCGCAGCAGGUUUGAUAUGAGCACGUUUCCCUCUGAGCUCAGAAUCUUCCUGUCUCUGUAUUUUCUCAUCAUUCAGCCGCUGUUGACUCCUCUCAUGUUCGGACUGCAGAUGUCAACGAUACGAAACGCCUGGAAACUCCUCAUCUGCGCUCAGACGGUGUGGCAGUCCUCUUCUCAACGCCUUUCUCCUCACCAACGACAUGAUGCGGUUAAUGUAGCAUACGUCAACGCUCUCAACACACUCCGCAACGCCCUGGGGACCGCCUUCCCCAAUAAAAUCCUCAGAAAGGGUUCUGGUAUGAGGGGUGGACGUUGGAGAGGGGGCAUCCACAGCGGAAGCCUCGCUCUUCAGCAGCGUGCUCGGAGGCACCAGCCAUCUCCGGCCAUGAUUGGGUCACAGUCAGUCCCUGCCCCGCGCCGGAGGGCCCCGGCAGACGUCCCUCUUCAUGCUUCAGAGUUCCUCAGGGCACCUGCACCAGUCCCUGCCCCGCGCCGGAGGCUCCCGGCUGACGUCUCUCCUCUUCAGACGUCAGAGGUCCUUGUGUUACCCGCUCCAGUCCCUGUCCCCAACGGAGGGUCCCGCCAGAUGCCAUUCUGGUUCCGCCGUCAGAGGUCCUCGCGGUGCCAGCUCCAGUCCCUGCUCCAGUCCCCGUUCCAGUCGCUGUCCCCGACGGAGGGGUCCCGGCAGACGCCACUCUGGUUCCGGCGUCGAAGGUCUUCGCUGUGCCAGCUCCAGUCCUUGCUCCAGUCCCCGCUCAAGUCCCUGUCCCGCACUGGAGGUCGGAUCGCUUGGUCUUCUACCCGCUGUCGUCCAUGGUACUGUCCUGAAUUCCUGUCCUGCCUUGUCCUGGUCCCCUGA